GCGCGCGCUCCUUGAAUACGACGUGCAUUUUUCCGUCUAACAGGAAAUAUCCACUUUUGUGAAUAAUUCGUUUGGGAAACCUGAUCUUCCUAUCCGGCGAAUUUUAUUCAACCAUUUCUUCUUCACCGAGCCUGUGUUUAGUACUUCCCACUGUCUCGAACUACUGCCCAAGCUUCAGGUGCUACUUCUGUAGCAACAUCCCCCUCACUCUUUCAAAUAUACAGGACUUGGUGGUCUGUUACGUGAUUGUUGUGAAGCCGAAUAACCCGAAAGUUACAGGUCAAACUCCAUUCACGGCAGCAGCUGAGUCCUAACAUACUGCACACUACAAACCACAAUCUUGACCAAUCCUCGCAUCACUCCUCCUGGAGUCUACCAGAGCUAAAGCAGUCGAGUGGCGGGAUUUACUACGCAUAAGUUCACCGAAGAUCUGGAACCUCUACCUUAAAAUCAAGAAGCGAGCUCAAAGAAAUCACUGGUUUAUACUAGCUCGUAAUCAGGAUAUUGGAUAUUGGAUAUUGGAUCUUGCGACCUGUGAUUCCCAGAAUUCUAUCGUUGAGUAAUUAUUUUCUGCAUAACAGAGAAUGCGUUGAGAAUUGCGUUUGAAUCUACGGAGUUCCUUCAAAAUAAAUCAUGUAGAAAAUUAACAUUAUUAGGGUUUGAAGGUUCCAUGAAAAUGACACGUCCAAUGUCCAAGCGCGAAGUAUGUGUAGGGUCGUUACCGCGAUGUUAAGAUUGUUAAAUGAAUAAAUUUGAAAUGCGCUGCCGUGGUGGAUGCUUAUAACUUUCAGAAAGCAUGUUGGAAAAACGCAGUUAUCGGCCGUUUCGUAUCAGUCGUUUACAAUUGAAACAAUGGUCGUCAUUUCUUGCUGUUGUAUUCGCGCUUCUCGCAUUUGUUUUUAUAUCUGCUGGGAUUUGGCUUCUUGUAAACACUGAAGUUGAGUCAGAGAUAAUUGGCAGACGGUAUUACUUUGAAGGCGGCAUUUUAUUUGUGGUUAUCGGAAUACUGCUACUUUUCUCGCUUAUAUGUCAAUCUUUCAUUAUUCACUUGCUGUUUAAGUCUACAAGACCAUGGCGUUUCACUGAAACUAAAUUGAAAAAAGCAAUUGCAUUGUAUUUAGUUUUUCUGUUUAUAAUGGCAGUUCCACAUGUUUAUUGCUUAUAUCAUUUGAAGACAAUUCGAACUAAGUUAGUUUGGUCUAUCAAAGAACAAACUGAAGAGGUUUUGAUUAACUUAUACGGAUUUGAGCCUGAAUUCACAUCAGCAUGGGAUCAUUUACAGUCUCAAGGUAAAUGUUGUGGAUUUUCGGGUCCUCAAAUCUAUGCCUCUUCAAAGUGGAGAUACAGCCAUCCAAAUUCAUCGGCUUUAGUUGCCUUUGUACCCGACUCUUGUCGUACACUAAUGAGUUUAGAGGAACAAGUACUUCAGGACUUGAAAACAAAAUCAGAUAAUGAUGAACCAGGACAGAUAACUUUUCAGAAAGGGUGUGCAGAAUUCCUUUACUCACACAUAGAAUCUGUUAUAACUGGUGCAUUCAUAGUACCGGUUGUUUCUCUUGUGAUUGUAGCUUUCUCAUUUGUUCUUGGAAUUAUUGUAUGCAACUUCGUAGAAGUGGGAGAAUAUCUAUAAGUAUAUAUAUAUAUAUAUAUAUAUAUAUAUAUAUAUAUAUUAGAAAAUAAGAUAAUCAUGAAAUGCAUAUAUAAUCAAUCAGCUGUCAAACUGUCGAUCGUAUUAAAAAGCACAUACACACAUCAACAACAACACCACCACCAUCACCACGACGACGAAGGAAAAACGGAGUCUCCAAUUUUUAUUGGCAAAUUAUGAUUUCACAUCAAUGUUUACUUUUUAUCUUUUUUUUACUUCUUCUUCAGUCAAUCAAUCAGUCCGCCUUUUAUUUUAAACACCAACAAUAAAAGAGGUUUAUUAUUAUUAUUGCUGUUUACCAUUUCUUCAAUUGUGAAGCUUCAAAAUUCUAGAAAGUCUAUUUUUUUUCUCAUUUACCGAUUGUUUGUUUGUUUUUUCUCUCCUUUUUUUUCUCAUCUCAUCUCAGUUGGUCGCUUAUAUUAGUGCUAAGAGAAAUAAAUAAAUAAUGUACUAAUAAUAAUCAUUGGUGAUUUCUUUUCUCUCUCUCUCUCUUUCUCUAUUUUCACCUUCUCCUUUUUGUCUUAGAAAGAGAAUUAUUUCAUCUUUAGUCACAUUGCUACUGAUAAUGUUGAGAAUAAAAGAAUUACUAUUAUAUAUGUAUAUCCAGUAAUUUAUACAUAAAGUGCAUUAUUAUUGGCUUUUUACAUUGAAUAAAUUACUUCACAUUACUGAUCAUACUGUGUGUGUGUGUGUAUUAAAUUCACUUUUACUGCUG
This is a messenger RNA of Trichobilharzia szidati, 2363 nucleotides long. NCBI's taxonomy places the organism in Eukaryota, Metazoa, Platyhelminthes, Trematoda, Strigeidida, Schistosomatidae. The record is from the annotation of a GenBank genome assembly.